Psylliodes chrysocephalus is the source of this 2258-nucleotide messenger RNA. NCBI's taxonomy places the organism in Eukaryota, Metazoa, Arthropoda, Insecta, Coleoptera, Chrysomelidae. The record is from the annotation of a GenBank genome assembly.
GUUUGAGGUUAUGUGACGCGUUUUAUUUAUUUUUUAAUUAUUUAAAAACAACAAAGCCAAAAUGUUAAUAACUUACAUCCAAAUGAUAACAAGUGUAUAUAUUUUAAAUACAUUUUUAUUAGUAUUUUUUAUACUAUCAUAAUGAUCUAAGUAGACUUGAAAAUGGUUGUGAUUUUUCAUAUGAGAAAGUGCUUUUUUAUUAAGUUUAUUUUUUCGCUUUUUCUCUUCAUUUUAUUCGUACUUAUUUAUCUGAUAUUUAAGUUUUUCCACCAUGGUCUUCUAAAUGAAACUUUUACCACUUCAAACUGCCAAUAUGGAGAAAAAAUAGAUAUUGUAUACACCUGGGUGAAUGGUUCAGAUCCUAAAUUUAACAAAAACUUGAAUGAAUACUUAAAGAAUAAAAACAUCAGUUGUGAUUCUUCUAAACAAAGAUUUGAUGAUAAAUAUGAAUUGAAGUUUUCUUUGAGGUCAAUAGAGAAGUACGCGCCAUGGAUAAAUCAUGUGUACAUUGUAACGAAUGGGCAGAUUCCAUAUUGGCUUAAUUUGGAUUAUGAAAAAGUGACUGUUGUGACUCAUAAUGAAAUUUUUAAAGAUGUUACUAAUUUACCAACAUUUUCUAGUCCUGCUAUCGAAAGUAAUCUCCACAGCAUACCUGGACUGUCAAAAAAGUUUAUAUAUUUCAAUGACGAUUUAUUUCUGGCAUCUCCAAUUCACCCAGACGAUUUUUAUACACCCGGAAAAGGAUUUUUAAUAUACUUAGCUUGGCCAGUACCCAAUUGCGCCCACAAUUGUUUGUGGAUAUACGUAAAUGACGGACAAUGCGACAGAGACUGUUACAUACCGGAAUGUCAAAUGGACGGCAGCGAUUGCGAUGAUGAUAAUGAUGAUGCAGAUGAGCAGACGUUUUUCAACGUUGAAAGAGUCUAAGCUUCAAUUUCCAUUAUUACUAGUCCGAUUCAAACGGGACGGCAGCGAUUGCGAUGAUGAUAAUGAUGAUGCAGAUGAGCAGAAACGUACCAUUUACGAUUUCACUACCGAUAAUUCAGAAUAUGUAAACGAAGAAAAUGAAACUAAAAGUGCAGCUUUAGCAGAAACUAUAAAAAAAGUCCAAGCAAACUUUUACCACAUAUUUCUCAAAAAAUUAAACGAUACGAACCUUGUGAAUAUGAAUAAUACAUCGAUAAAAAAUAUUUCAAAUAUCGUAAAAGAUCACAAUAAUAAUUUAAUAAAAACUGAUAAAUUUAGAAGACAUAUAAAAAAACGUGACAAUUCUAAAUUUAGAAAGUAUUUCGAGAAAUUUAAAUUCACCAAAAACAUAGACGCGUACAGCGCUUCGUUGCAGCAUUCAAAUAGAGUUUUCAAUUCCAAAUACGGUUUCCAAACUCGAAAAGUUCCAUCACACGCUCCAAUUUUAAUAGACAAAGACAUUAUGAAGGAAUUAGAAAAUAAAUUUGUUGAAGAAUUUCGAAUAACUGAAAAAAAUAAAGUUAGAAGAAAAGAUGAUAUGCAAUUUUCGUUUACUUAUUACCAUUUCGUGAUGUCUGAGAAGAGAAAUAGAACUAUUGAAGAUAUUUUUGAUGAAUUUGAUACAGAUUCUUCCAAUACAUGGUCUGAUAGAGAGAUAAGGACUUUACUUACACAGUUAUAUGAACUACCGCUAAGCUAUGGAACUGUGGAUAAUUUUGAAUCCAAAUUACUAGAAUGUUCUAAGUAUGGAUCUUACCAGAAUGUUCCCGUUCCUCCGUAUGAGAGAUACAUCGACUCCAAACUGCCAGUAAUCUCAAAAUAUCUAGUCAAAGAUUGCCACUACAUAUCAACGUUACUUCUUCAAAAAUUUCAAAGAGUUUUUAAAUACAAAUUUGAGGUAGUUCAAAAUUCUGAUAAAUUUGUUUCAUUUGCCAUGCUCAACUCCAAUAUCAGCGACGUUGUGGGUAAUUUAGACGAGAUCAGAAGACAUAGAAGAAAAUUCGUUUGUUUGAACGACAACCUGGACGAAUCGAAAGAAUCAGAAAACGAACUCGUCAGAGCCAUCUUAUACGACUUUUAUUUAUCGUUAUUUCCGAUUCCUAGUAGGUUCGAACUACCGCAAGAGCUCAGAAAUAAAUUUGCUUACGUCGAAGAGCUAAACGAGUGGAAAUCUAACAGAAUGUUGGUCAAAAUAUGUUUGUACAUCUUAAUUUUUGUGAUAUUGUGUUUCAUUACUUUUAAUUCGUGUAAAAAGAUGUGUUAUCAGGUAGUUAAUAAAUUUUUUUGUUGAA